CACAAGUAGAAACUUUGUUAUUUAAACAACUCUACUCAGGAGUUAUUCUGUUACAGUUACCCUGUUACAGUGUUACUGUGUUACAGAAGACAUCCGUCCGGUUCUUAAAUUGACUCUGGGGAGGGGGAGGAGUGAGUGUGGGGAGGUAUGGGGUGGUUUCCACGGCAACUGUCGCUCCCCCCUCCCUCGAGCCAAGCUAUGCAACAGGCUUUGGCUAAAGGCAGUUAAAGCGUUGAGGAUCUUUACCCCGAGACUGGCUCUUCUAAAUCCCCCUCCACGACGUGGAAACCAGAGCGGAGCCCGUGGGGCCUCUGGGCUCAGUACCUGGAACCCUGCCCCAGUCUCGGCCCCGGCCCCGCCCGAUCGGCCCAACUCCGCACUUGGUAACAAACACUUCCACUUCCUGGGCUCUCUUUUCUUCUCCCGCUGCGGGGUGCCGCGCCGAGCGCAGGCCACGCCCUACUGUCCUGAUUGGUUAGAUUUGUUCACCCUGGCGCAAGAGCCCGGUUCGUGAUUUCUGAUUGGCUCAGUGUGAUUCACACCCACAGCACGGCCCCGCCCCCGGGUUUAGGAGCUGGGGCGGGCUCUGGAACGCUCAGACGCCGCGCAGGGCGGGGAUUGGCCGGCUCCCUUCCUGUGCGUUCGCAACCGCGGUUCCCGGGACACCUGUUCCCUGUGCCCGGUGCGGUGCUCAGCUCCCAACUCGAGCUCUGCGGCUCGGGGAGAAAGGUGGUGAGUCUCCGGCCUCCAACGGGACCCGCGCUGAGCCUUCGCAGAGCAAGAUGAGCACGAACGCAGCGGCCGGGGAGCCUCUGCCCCGGCUCUGCUGCCUAGAGAAGGGUCCGAAUGGCUACGGCUUCCACCUGCACGGGGAGAAGGGCAAGGUGGGCCAGUUUAUCCGGCUGGUGGAGCCUGGCUCGCCGGCCGAGAAGUCGGGGUUGCUGGCCGGGGACCGAUUGGUGGAGGUGAACGGUGAGAAUGUGGAGAAGGAGACGCAUCAGCAGGUGGUGAGCCGCAUCCGCGCGGCGCUGAACGCCGUGCGCCUGCUGGUGGUCGACCCUGAUACCGACGAGCAUCUCAAAAAGCUGGGCGUCCCGAUCCGGGAAGAGCUGCUGCGCGCUCAGAAGAAGUCCGAACAAGCCGAGCCGCCAGCGGCCGCCGACGCUCAGGAGGCUGGGGACCAGAAUGAAGCUGAAAAGAGCCACUUGGAGCGGCGUGAGCUCCGGCCCCGGCUCUGCACCAUGAAGAAAGGCCCCAAUGGCUAUGGCUUUAACCUACACAGCGACAAGUCUAAGCCAGGCCAGUUCAUCCGAGCAGUGGACCCAGACUCACCAGCAGAGGCAUCUGGACUCCGGGCCCAGGACCGCAUUGUGGAGGUCAAUGGUGUCUGCAUGGAGGGCAAGCAGCAUGGGGAUGUGGUAUCCGCUAUCAAGGCUGGAGGUGAUGAGGCCAAGCUGCUGGUGGUAGACAAGGAAACAGACGAGUUCUUCAAGAAGUGCAAAGUGACCCCGUCGCAGCAGCACCUGGAUGGCCCCUUGCCUGAGCCCUUCAGCAAUGGAGAGAUACAGAAGGAGAGCAGCCGUGAAGCCCUGGUGGAGCCAGCUUCAGAGAGCCCCAGGCCAGCCCUGGCAAGAUCUGCCUCCAGCGAUACCAGUGAGGAGCUAAAUUCCCAAGACAGCCCCAAGAGACAAGAUUCCACAGAACCCUCAUCUACCUCCUCCUCCUCUGACCCCAUCUUGGACUUCAACAUCUCCCUGGCCGUGGCUAAAGAGAGAGCCCACCAGAAGCGCAGUAGUAAGCGGGCCCCACAAAUGGACUGGAGCAAGAAAAAUGAACUCUUCAGUAACCUCUGAGCAUCUGGCCUCUGAUGGCUGGUGCUGGAGGGUGGGGCUGCCCACCCAACCUAGCUUCCCUUUUCUUCUCCCCAGGUGCCCACCAAUCAACAUUCAAAUCAGCUUCAGCACCCACCCCUCUUCCUGACAAAUUUGAUUUUUCUAGAACUCUCUUCUCCCCUCACCUUAGGGAAGGAGAAUGUUUGUCCUGUCUCCCUGAGGGCUUCUUCCUACCAAAGUGUCCCCUCACCAGUCUGCCUAGAGCAUCACUGGGACCCGCACUAAGCAAGGACCUUUGGGACAGACAAGAAAUUUUCCCUCAGCUACGUGUGGUGACCAAGUCCAGGGUUGACCAGGGACUGUGUAUAACAGCCACUGCUCAUAAUAGACAUACUGUCUUAAUAUAGGGUGACAUACUGUCAUAAGACAGGGUGCCCACGGUCCUCGGAGCUAUGGCUUGGCAUCUUUGGUUCAUUUGAUUUUUUUUUUUUUUUUUAAGUGUAGUAUUGAGAUUUUAGAGGAGUUCUUGUUUUCAUGAUUCUUGUGAUUUUGUACAUGCCUUGGGUUAUUGUACCCAUGGCAUGACAGUGGCCUCACCCUUAAAAUGUCCUUUCUGCUCUCACGCUGAGAGACCUGGGCAGCAUGGGGAAAGCCUGGCUGCCUCUGUUCUGAGCCAGGUGCCACCACUGUAAGGAAAUGCCUUCAGAAAUCCAGUUUCCUUCAAAGU
Messenger RNA from Arvicanthis niloticus (Nile rat), 2559 nucleotides. RefSeq names its product NHERF family PDZ scaffold protein 1 (gene Nherf1). The record is from RefSeq and is a predicted model, not a curated record. Gene Ontology annotation, biological process: protein localization to plasma membrane. Gene Ontology annotation, molecular function: signaling receptor binding; protein-membrane adaptor activity. NCBI's taxonomy places the organism in Eukaryota, Metazoa, Chordata, Mammalia, Rodentia, Muridae. Gene Ontology annotation, cellular component: apical plasma membrane.